UACAUUCACUUGAAGUGAAAGAACCUUCGGUGUGGAACGGAAUUUUUUCCUUCUCUGCAACGUCAUCAGCCUUAAUCUUUUAUCAAAAUGGAAGAAGCCUAUCACUGUCCCGACCAAAAAAAACUCCAGGCCUUGAGAGACAUGGCCAACCUGCUUCGAAUUCACAGCAUCGAAUCCACCAACACUGCUGGAUCGGGGCAUCCAACUUCUUGCUGUUCUAUCGCAGAAAUUAUGUCUGUUCUUUUCUUCCAUACAAUGCGCUAUAAAGUUGCUGAUCCUCGAGAUCCAGCAAGUGACAGAUUGAUCUUAUCUAAGGGUCAUGCAGCUCCCAUUCUCUAUGCAGUGUGGGCUGAAGCUGGUUUGUUUCCAGUAUCAGAUCUGGCCAAGCUUCGAACAAUUGACUCUGAUUUGGAAGGUCAUCCCACCCCUCGGCUUAAUUUUGUGGACUUUGCCACUGGUUCAUUGGGUCAAGGAUUGAGUUGUGCUGCUGGAAUGGCUUACAUGGGAAAGUACUUUGACAAAUCAAGUUUCCGCGUGUACUGUGUGAUUGGUGAUGCUGAGUCAGCAGAAGGUUCUGUCUGGGAAGCCUUGAACUUUGCAAGUUACUACAAACUUGGUAACUUAUGUGCAAUUUUUGAUAUCAACCGUCUUGGCCAGAGUGACCCCACAAUGCUCCAGCAUGACUUUGAAACUUACAAGAAAAGGACUGAAGCUUUUGGGUGGAACACCAUUGUAAUAGAUGGUCAUGAUGUAGAAGCUGUCUGCCGUGCAUUUCAUGAAGCAAGCGUCAGCCAAGACCGCCCCACUGCUAUUUUGGCAAAGACCUACAAGGGAAAAGGUGUCCCAGGGGUUGAGGAUUUGGAGAAUUUCCAUGGCAAAGCCCUUGGUGAUAAAGGUAAAGCAGCAGUAGAGCUACUCAAGAAAUCAAUGAGCAACAGUGGCCCUCAUGACCUUCGACCUCAGCCUGUGACUGAUACUGUACCAGCAGUUGAACUUGAUGCAAAACUAUCCGAGCCACCCAACUAUAAGAUAGGACAAAAGGUUGCUGUUCGUCGAGCCUACGCCAAUGCCCUGGUGAAAAUUGGCCGCACUUGUGAGCGCGUGCUAGCCUUGGAUGGAGACACUAAGAACUCCACUUACUCUCUGAACUACAGGAAGGAAUUCCCUGAUCGGCACGUGGAGUGCUUUGUGGCUGAGCAAAACAUGAUUGGCGUUGCCAUGGGAUUAGCUGCACGUGAUCGUGCAAUCACUUUCUCCAGCACUUUUGCCGCCUUUUUUACCCGCACGUUUGACCAUUUGCGCAUGGCAUCUGUUUCUCAGACCUCUGCCAACUUCUGUGGAUCUCACUGUGGUGUUUCUAUUGGUGUGGAUGGUCCCUCCCAGAUGGCCUUGGAGGAUAUUGGCAUGUUCCGUUCUAUACCCAACUGUGUGGUGUUCUACCCAAGUGAUGCUGUCUCGUGUGAACGCGCGGUUGAGCUGGCAGCUAAUUACAAGGAUAUGACCUUCAUCCGAGCCACACGAGGCGACACUCCUGUGAUUUACGAGAAUGAAGAACCAUUCGCGGUUGGCAAAGCUAAAAUCGUCCGCGAGGAUGCUCGUGACUCGGUACUUGUUAUUGGAGCUGGUGUAACCAUGAUCGAAGCAUUAAAAGCAGCCGAUGAACUGAAGAAAGAAGACAUUUAUAUCCGAGUGAUGGAUCCGUUCACUUUGAAACCUGUUGACAAAGCCGGUAUCAUUGUACACGCAAAGGCUGUUGGGGGAAAAAUAUUGACAGUGGAGGACCACUACAUUGAAGGUGGUAUUGGUGAGACUGUGGCUGCUGCUGUGGCGGAAGAGACUGGUAUUACUGUGCGCAUGUUGGCCGUGCCCCGCAUUCCACGCAGUGGGCCUGGGGACGCCUUGUUGGAUCUGUACGGUAUCAGCGCGAAGAGCAUCAUCAAGUCUGUCAAAAGCUUGUAAAUGGUUUGGAAACAUACGUGAUCAUGUUGACUUCGCGCUACAUCUAAAUUGAGCUGGCAUUUAGGGAAACCGAUAGGAAUACAUUUUUUAAGUUUUUUUUUUCUCCAAUCAAUCUCUGAACAAUUAUCCAAUAGCGAUUGUUUCGAUAGGGAUUUUUUUUAGUUUAAUUUCUGGUCGACCAAGUUCAUUUAGUUCCAUUACAAACCGAUGAAAUGGCUUGAAUAUAGGACCAUUUUCAAAUUGAGUUGUAAUCCAUCAAAUUGGGAAGGUAAACAUAUAUUUUUGUGGUAGCCUGGUUAGAAAAGUAAUAAAUUCAUUGAUCAGUA
This is a messenger RNA of Pocillopora damicornis (cauliflower coral), 2285 nucleotides long. Its product is annotated as transketolase. NCBI's taxonomy places the organism in Eukaryota, Metazoa, Cnidaria, Anthozoa, Scleractinia, Pocilloporidae. The record is from RefSeq and is a predicted model, not a curated record. Gene Ontology annotation, molecular function: thiamine pyrophosphate binding; transketolase activity.